AAUCUGCGAUGCAGAAGGAGUAUGACAGCCUGAAAAACAUUGAGACAUGGAGUCUGGUCGAUCUUCCAGCAGGCGAAAAGGCUAUUGGUUGUAAAUGGGUUUUUACCACCAAGCGUGAUGAGUAUGGCAACGUUCAGCGUUUUAAAGCUAGAUUGGUCGCAAAAGGGUGCGGACACGUUACUCCUCAAUCAGAUUAGUGAUUGCGUUAGCUGUCGAGCACGGGAUGCACCUGCAUCAGAUGGAUGUCUCUGCAGCAUACCUGAACAGCGAGCUACACGAUGACGUGCAUAUGCGACAACCAGACGGUUUUAUCGACGCGCGUACUGAAGCUGAAGA
Messenger RNA from Drosophila arizonae, 336 nucleotides. RefSeq lists its product as uncharacterized. The record is from RefSeq and is a predicted model, not a curated record. Lineage: Eukaryota; Metazoa; Arthropoda; Insecta; Diptera; Drosophilidae.